AGACGAGGAGGACCUGAGGACGUCGCUGGGGGAACAGGAGGGGGCGGAGCAUAGGAAAGACUCCGCCUCCCUCACCCUGCGGCGGACGGGGGGAGGAGCCCCGCUGGGAGGGGGAGGAGCCCCGCCGAACGACGGGGAAAUCUACAAGAGCGGAUUCCUGGUCCGAAAGGUCCACGCCGACCCCGACGGGAAGAGGACUCCGCGGGGAAAGAGAGGAUGGAAAUCUUUCUACGCCACUCUGAAGGGGCUGGUGCUCUACCUGCAGAAGGAUGAGUUCCGAGCGGACCGGGAUCUCUCUGAGGAGGACGCAAGGAACGCUGUGUCGAUUCAUCACUCUCUGGCCAUGAGAGCAGCCGAUUACAGCAAGAGACCCAACGUGUUCUACCUGAGGACGGCAGACUGGAGGGUGUUCCUGCUGCAAGCACCGUGAGGACACUCACUCACACACACUCAC
Molecule: messenger RNA, 454 nt
Organism: Notothenia coriiceps (black rockcod)
Lineage: Eukaryota; Metazoa; Chordata; Actinopteri; Perciformes; Nototheniidae
Product: PH and SEC7 domain-containing protein 1-like
Exons: 3
Source: RefSeq, a predicted model, not a curated record